AUCAGCAAAAAAACGUUUUUGUGACCAUAAAAGACCUGAGGGACUGGAACCCUGAGGUGGAGUUCAAAGAUUGGGUUAGAAUAAAAAUUUUAUUUUUUGUCUAACUUUUGUAUGAUCGUUUGGUUUAUCCCCACAUACAAAGAGACCCACGUGCCUCCGAAUGCCUCCUGGUUUUAUAAGUCACUGGAAGAUUCGGCCUUUGACUUUCGAUUCCCCAAAGACAUGUUCAAAAAUAUUUCAUUUUUUGUGGUUGGAUUGGGCGACUCGACUUACAAGAACACAUUUUGUCAUUCGUCUGAACAAGUCGAUUCUUGGCUGAGUUUACUUGGACUCAUACGAGUAUGUAACCUCAUAAAAAUUGAUAUGGCCGAUCAAGUGAGAUCAGAGACUUCGAUAGGCUCUUUCCUCGACUUUUUGAUAAAAAUGUCAAAAAAUGACUUUUCCCCGUUAAUUGAGUCAAAAACAAUUUCCAACCAAGCCAAAGAUUCAAACCAUGGGCAAAAAAGAGAAAAUUUGCAAGAAAGUAAAGGCAAGGACAAAAAAAUCGUGGAUAUUGAAGAUUUGGGUAAAAUUGUGGACAAGCCGACACCCAGUGGAGUCAAACCGGAAAUGAUGUCUGCGCAAAUCCGUCAAAACCUUCAAAAGCAGGGAUACAAACUGGUGGGGUCGCAUAGUGGAGUAAAAUUAUGUCGAUGGACGAAGGCCAUGCUGAGAGGUCGAGGAGGGUGUUACAAACACUCAUUUUACGGAAUUGGGAGUCACCAGUGUAUGGAGGCGACCCCCAGUCUGGCCUGUGCUAAUAAAUGUGUUUUUUGUUGGCGGUAUUUGGGUUGUUUGAGUGAGUAG
This is a messenger RNA of Octopus sinensis (East Asian common octopus), 846 nucleotides long. Its product is annotated as S-adenosyl-L-methionine-dependent tRNA 4-demethylwyosine synthase TYW1-like. Gene Ontology annotation, molecular function: 4 iron, 4 sulfur cluster binding; FMN binding. The coding region runs from base 112 to 846 and encodes 244 amino acids. The transcript has 2 exons. NCBI's taxonomy places the organism in Eukaryota, Metazoa, Mollusca, Cephalopoda, Octopoda, Octopodidae. The record is from RefSeq and is a predicted model, not a curated record. Gene Ontology annotation, biological process: tRNA processing.